AUGCCUAUCGAUUCCCCCUAUCCUCGUCUUGACUUGGUCGAGACAGACAUAUUCUCUUUCCUCUUUGACCGCAAGGGUCGGCCAUUUCCAGACCACAAAGGCAACCACUCCCUCUCUGGACCCUAUCCACCCCAUAGUUGUGUUCGGGGCAGAGUUAUAGACGUGAACACUAACAGACACUUCACAGGCAUCUUCCAGGAUGCGACCGAUUUCUCUCGGAGGUACACCUUCGGCCAGCUUCGCGAACAUGCAAUUGGAUUUGGAAAAGGCCUGAGGAAAAGCUUCGAUUUCAAGAAAUCGGACGUACUGGGCAUUUACGCACCAAACGAUGUCGACAUGCCUCCUGUCAUCUUCGGGACACUGUGGGCCGGCGGCGUGGUCUCACCAGCGAACCCAGCCUACACCGCCACGGAGCUGGCAUAUCAACUAGGGGACAGCGGCGCUCGAGUGCUCGUUACGCAUAUCUCGGUCCUUGAUACGGCGCGGGAAGCCUGCGCACAGGUUGGCAUUCCGGAAGGCAAUAUCCUUCUCCUGGGCAUGGAGAACCAAUCACCCUCACAUUUCACACAUUGGAAAGCGAUCAAGGAUACCACAGGAGCAAAUGCACCUGCGAAGAUCUCGCCAAAGGUUGACGUCGCGUUCCUCGUGUAUUCGUCGGGGACGACAGGACGACCGAAAGGAGUGUGCCUAUCGCACUACAACAUGACGUCGAACGUCCAGCAAAUUGACGAGAUAGAAAAGUAUCUCUCGUGGGACGGGUCCAAGUCCUGUCCUGGAAUCCCGGAUGCACCCCAGGGAGAAGGUGACAAGAUUAUCGGAUGCCUACCAUUUUUCCAUAUCUACGGCCUGACCUCGAUGAUACACCACCCAGUUCUGACCGGCAUCCACUGUUUCGUCAUGGCGCGCUUCGACCUCGAGGACUGGUGCCGACUGGUCCAAGACCACAAAGUCACCUUCGGCUACCUGGUGCCACCGAUUGUUCUGCUCCUUGCCAAGCAUCCCGUGGUGGAAGGCUACGAUCUCAGCUCACUGCGAAUGUCAAACUCCGGCGCGGCGCCUCUGAAGAAAGAGCUAAUCGACGCUGUGUAUGCGCGCAAGGGCAUCAGAGUCAAGCAAGGCUACGGGCUGAGCGAGACCAGCCCGGGUUUAUUCGGUGGGCGAUGGGAGGACUGGAAUAAGGCCAUCGGCUCCGUAGGCAACCUGGUCUCCAACGCGCAGGCGAAGUUCGUCGCCCUUCCGGAGGGAGAAGGCAAAUCCGGCUGGACGGACGAGCUACCACAGGGCGAGGCAGGCGAACUCCUCGUCAAGGGACCCAACGUCUUCGCCGGCUACCACCACAACCCCGAGGCCACGGCCGAGUGUCUUCGAGACGGCUGGUUCAAGACCGGCGACGUCGGAUAUAUCGAUCCUGAGGGCUUCCUGUACAUCACAGACCGCAUUAAGGAGCUGAUCAAGUACAAAGGUUUCCCUGUCGCGCCGGCAGAGCUGGAAGGCUCCCUAAUCGUACAUGAGCUUGUUGCUGAUGGGGCUGUCGUGGGCGUGGAGUCUGAGGCGCAUGGCACGGAGGUCCCUAUGGCGUACGUGGUGCGGAAAGGCGGCAUGGCGGCUGUGAGGGCCGGCGAUGACCAGAAGAUCAUUGACUAUAUGAGUACGAAGGUCGCGAACCAUAAGCGGUUGAGAGGAGGGAUCAAGUUCGUGGAAUCGAUACCGAGGAAUGCUUCUGGCAAGAUCUUGCGGAGGGAGUUGCGCAUUGAGGCGAAUAGGGAGAUGAAGGCCCGGGAGAAGGCGACAGGAGGGCCCGUGGCCAAGUUGUGA
This is a messenger RNA of Penicillium canariense, 1815 nucleotides long. RefSeq names its product acyl--CoA ligase. The coding region runs from base 1 to 1815 and encodes 604 amino acids. Gene Ontology annotation, molecular function: CoA-ligase activity. Gene Ontology annotation, biological process: secondary metabolic process. NCBI's taxonomy places the organism in Eukaryota, Fungi, Ascomycota, Eurotiomycetes, Eurotiales, Aspergillaceae. The transcript has a single exon. The record is from RefSeq and is a predicted model, not a curated record.